Molecule: messenger RNA, 402 nt
Organism: Cylindrotheca closterium
Lineage: Eukaryota; Bacillariophyta; Bacillariophyceae; Bacillariales; Bacillariaceae
Source: the annotation of a GenBank genome assembly
AUGUGGGGUGCUUCCAAUAUUGCUCGAGCUUCCGUCAUGGCAUUCAUGACCAAAUCUACACCAACUCAAGUGCUCCUUCCAGCAAGAGCCGUUUCGACAACCACCGCUUUGAGUGCCACCCAAUUCUUGCUCAAGUAUGACUACAUUCCAGACGUUUUGGAAAAGAGAGGUCCCUUCCGAGAGGGUCAUUUGGAUUUGGCCAAACAAUUGAUUGAAGAGGGAACCUGCCUCGCUGGUGGCCCAACUGGUCCUGUGGGCUUGGAGGUACCAACUGGUGCAAUUUUUACUUUCACCACAGAGGAGGCAGCCAAGAAGUUCGUCGAGGGAGAUCCUUAUGUUAGCAACGGUAUUGUGACUCAACAUUCGAUUGAAGAAUGGAAUGUCGUCGUCCAGAAAGAGUAA